CAUAGGAACUAGCACGCCGAACGAACUCCGGAGUUUCUUGCUAGAACCCAAUGUCGACGAGUAAUAAUAAUGGUAAUCAGUAACAACGGCAAAAAGAAGUGGACCGCGGCGAGAUAACGCUUUACGCGAUCAGUCAUAGCGCAGCCGAGGUUCUCGGGAGCAAUUCGCCGAGUUUUCUCGAUUUCGCCAUCGCUUUCGCUGGAUAUAGCUUCAUCUAAUUUCCCCCCCUCCUUCUCUCGUUUCUCUCCUUCGGUGGCACAUAGUGGCAGGUUCUAACGACUCGAUAGCCUGCUCGCAAGGGAAUAGAAACAGUCAAUCGUUUUCAUUACGUCUUCAGAUCUUCGUAUACUCAAGCCAAGAAGACCUCGAACUUGAACUCGAACUCGAAUUUCGAUACCCCUACCAAAAACCACAUCAUAGGUCAGACAAGCCACAGCGAAACCAGCCCUCACAACCUAAACACCACACCACACCACCGCCAUGCCACAAACCACGCAACCCAUGCCCGCGCAGCUCGAGGCCGUAAAAACCGCGAUCCGCGCGCUGCUGCACCAGCCCUCGUACGAUGACGGCUCCGCGGGGCCCGUGCUAGUGCGCCUCGCGUGGCACGCGUCGGGCACGUACGACGCGGCCUCGGGCACAGGCGGAUCGCAGGGCGCGGGUAUGCGGUGGGAGGCCGAGGGCGGGGACCCUGCGAACGCGGGGCUACAGCACGCGCGCGCGUUCCUCGAGCCCGUCAAACACGAGUUCCCGUGGAUCACAUACGCGGACCUGUGGACGCUCGCGGGCGCCGUGGCGAUUUCCGCGAUGGGCGGGCCGGAAAUCGAGUGGCGAGGGGGCCGGUCCGAUUUCGAGGACGAGAAGGAUGAGAGGGUGCCGCCUAGAGGACGGUUGCCGGAUGGCGCGUUGGGAGCGGACCAUUUGAGAAGUGUGUUUUAUAGGAUGGGGUUUGAUGAUCGGGAGAUUGUUGCGCUGAGCGGGGCGCAUAGUUUGGGGAGGUGUCAUAUAGAUAGGAGUGGGUUCGAGGGCAAGUGGGUUAAUAACCCGACGAGGUUCUCUAAUCAGUAUUUUAGGUUGUUGCUUGCGAAUGAGAAGGAGUGGAAGAGGAAGACUUUGGCGAAUGGUGUUGAGCAGUUUGUCUAUACGGAGGAGGUGGAUGCGGAGGCGGAUGGUGAGGACGGGGAGAAGGUGGAGGAGCUGAUGAUGUUGCCGACGGAUAUGUCGCUGCUUAGCGACCCGGAGUUCCGACCGUGGGUGGAGCGGUACGCGGAGGAUAAGGAGUUGUUCUUCGAGCACUUCGCGAAGGUGUUUGCGAAACUGCUGGAGCUGGGGAUUAAGAGGGAUGCAAGUGGAAACGUCGUUAACGAGAAUACUGAGGGGUAUAAGAGCGCGCCGAAGAAGAGUGAUACGGCUACGGCGGUAAAGGAGGAUGAGAAGAACCAGAGGAGAAAGGAGGGUGCGAAGUUAUAGAUAACGGGUAUAGAUCGUAGAAUGGGUGUGUUGGACAUUUGAUAGACGGCUAGAUAGUUAGACUAGUAUACCUAGGUAGAUUAGAGUCGUAGACGUAGAGUUGGUACGAUACCACGUAGAACCUAUAGACUGGAUGGACUGGACUAGAUCAUAAAGUUCAUAAUUCGUCGUUAUCAUAUCAUCAUGUAUAUUGUUAGCUGAAGCCAUCUCGGGUCUUACCAGCCAUUUGAUGAACUCGUCAAAAGGGGACAAG
Molecule: messenger RNA, 1723 nt
Organism: Annulohypoxylon truncatum
Lineage: Eukaryota; Fungi; Ascomycota; Sordariomycetes; Xylariales; Hypoxylaceae
Product: heme peroxidase
Exons: 1
Coding region: 481-1470 (329 amino acids)
Biological process (GO): hydrogen peroxide catabolic process; response to reactive oxygen species; cellular response to oxidative stress
Molecular function (GO): peroxidase activity; heme binding
Source: RefSeq, a predicted model, not a curated record